CGUCUCCUUCCUCCUCCUCCCUGCCCACAGCGAUCCCAGAGCCUCGGCGACCGCACCGCCCUCUGUCGGAUCGCAGGAUCACCCCAGCCCGUUUCAACUCUCAAGCAACGUUUUCGCUUCCGAUUCGGCCUCCAGAAUGAUCAAGCCGUCCGAAUCCGAUAUCUCCAACACCCACCACGACUCGGACUCGGUGGACUCUGAAAUCAGCGAGGAUGAGGAGGAUUCCAAAGAUUACUGCAAAGGCGGAUAUCAUCCAGUCAACAUUGGCGACAAGUUCCACGAGAACAGAUACCUGAUCCUUCGGAAACUGGGAUGGGGCCAUUUUUCGACAGUCUGGCUGGCGCAGGAUCAAAAACUUGAUCGCCUUGUGGCACUCAAGAUUGUCAAGUCUGCGACCCACUACACCGAAACAGCGCUCGAUGAAAUCAAGCUUCUGGAACGGGUUUCGACAGCAAAUCCCACAAGUAAAGCGCGAAAGGCAGUCGUCGAGCUCUACGACUGGUUCAAGCACAAGGGGCCCAACGGCGUCCACGUUUGCAUGGCCUUCGAGGUCCUUGGCCCGAAUCUGCUGACGCUCAUUCGCCAGUAUCGCCAUCGUGGCAUUCAUACUGCGAUCGUUCAGAGGAUCACGAAGCAAAUUCUCAUGGCAUUCGACUACCUCCAUCGAGAGUGUGGUAUCAUUCACACCGACCUCAAGCCAGAGAACGUACUCAUCGGUGUCGAUCUGGAAAAGAUCAAGCAAAAGCUCGGCCUCGUUGGGGUUGCUGGCUGCAACGGUGCUAGCAAAUCGGCUGACGGCAGCAACACCGCCGGGGCCGGUGUGACCCAGCCGAUAGGCAAGGAUAGUCCUCUGUGGUCACUAUGUACGUCGCCGAUCUCGACGUCGACUCCGGGCUCGCCUCUGACACGCCAGCAGCGCAAGAAGCAAAAGUACAAGCAAAAGAAGCAGCUGGCCAAGAUGCAGACCAUCCAAACAGCAGUCACGGGCGGCCCUGGUGCCUCCAAGCGCCCGUCGCUUACUCCGGCCAGCGCCAGCGCGAUCGAGGGGGCAAGGCUACCACUGGGCUCUUCCUCCACUGGCAACCCGGCCAACAGCUCGACUGGUAGCGAUGACAAGUCUGCUCAAAACAUCGACAUCAACAGCCUGACGCCAGAAGAAAUCGCCAAGAUGACAAAGACCUCGCGACUAUCGUUCAUCCCCAACAACCGGACCGAUGCUCAGAACGGCACCAGUUCGAAGGCUACGUCAAGUGAAACUUUGGGCAGGAACCUCAGCGACAUCAGUCUGGCCGACAAGAGCGAGUCUGCUGAUAUGGCCAACGCUACUCCCGAAGCGAAGCAACAGCUGAAAGAGGAGGCUCGUCGGCGAAGACACCUCGAGCACCAGCACAUCAAGGUCAAAAUUGCCGACCUUGGAAACGCCUGCUGGAUCGACCAUCAUUUUACCAAUGAUAUCCAAACGCGGCAAUACCGGUCGCCUGAGGCCAUUCUGGGGGCCAAAUACGACACCAGCGCCGACAUCUGGAGUCUCGGAACAAUGGUCUUUGAGCUGCUCACGGGCGACUACUUGUUCGAUCCCCAAUCCGGAAGCAAGUACACCAAGGACGAUGAUCACAUUGCCCAGAUCAUCGAGCUGCUUGGGCCUUUCCCCAAGCACGUGGCGCUGGGCGGCAAAUACAGCCAGAGCAUCUUCAACCGAAAGGGCGAGCUGCGGAACAUUCAGAAGCUGCGGUUCUGGAAGCUGGAGGAUGUUCUUCACGAAAAGUAUCACUUUUCACGGGAGGAAUCCAGACAGAUUGCCCACUUUUUGCUGCCAUCGAUCGAAAUCGAUCCACAGAAGAGAGCGACCGCCGCCGAUCUGCUGAAUGACCCCUGGGUCGCGAGUGUAUCGAUCGAAGACAUCUUUGAUCCCCCGGCCAGUGGUUCCCUGGGAAUGCCCGUCGGAUCCGGCUCCCCGGAAUCGUCGCCUGUUGCGCAAGGGGAAGAUAUCGAUGUCGAGGCCGACGAUGGCGCCGACGAUGGCGCCGACGAUGAGGCCGAUGUUGAUGUUGAUGCUGAUGCCGAUGCCGAUGUUGAUGCUGAUGUUGAUGCUGAUGCUGUGCCCGUCGCUGCCCCCGAGGCCAUGGCGAUCGACAGCGAGGCAGGCGCCGAAUGACCGGGUCGAUGGCGACACUCGUCCUGGCCCAUGCCGAGAUGAAACGACGACCAUGGCGGAACCUCUGCUUCGCCCCAUCUGCAGCCGGCUCGCAGCCAAAGCCGCAAUCGCAACCACAACCGCAACCACAACUGCCGAGGCUCUGCUCUGUCUGCCCACAAGCCACAUCCCUGCGCUGGUCUGCCCUUUGGUUGCAACUGGCGAUACCUUCACCACCAUCCCACCCCCUUUCCACCGAUCUCCUCUCUGCACUUCUUCUUCGCAACAGCCCGCCAACAUGACAGCGCUCGCAAAUGAAAUGGGAUGCCUGUUUCUGAGUCCACCGGGGGCCUUUCUGCGGUUCCUGAAUACACACGGUGUCCCUCUGCCAUGGCGACCUGCAACCCCGGACAUGACGCAGCAAAGAUGCAUGGUC
Polychytrium aggregatum is the source of this 2570-nucleotide messenger RNA. Its product is annotated as kinase-like protein. Gene Ontology annotation, biological process: regulation of mRNA processing; protein phosphorylation; spliceosomal complex assembly. The transcript is spliced from 15 exons. The record is from RefSeq and is a predicted model, not a curated record. Gene Ontology annotation, molecular function: ATP binding; protein kinase activity. Bases 137 to 2155 code for a protein of 672 amino acids. Lineage: Eukaryota; Fungi; Chytridiomycota; Chytridiomycetes; Polychytriales.